AGAGAUAAAACACUAUUGCAAGGAGUUGUGCAGUGCAGUGAAAACAAAAAUGGCAUGAAAUGUUUUUCUUAGGGCCUUUCCAGUGAAUUGUGAAGUGAAACCAAAUGGAUAAUCUGAUAUACAUAUGAGGAGUCAGUCAGAUGUAAAGGGAGAAGAGAAGUACUCUUAAAAAAUCACUGGGACUUCUCAAGAGGCUUGCUUUCAAGCUAUGAUCUUCAGAUAAAAAGGUUCAAGGGAGAGUAUGCUAAAUGGAUAGCCCUCAGAAAUGCUUUUGGAUGACAUUGAGUUUCCUGGGUUUUUUAACAGAUCCUGGGUUUAGCUCUUCCAUCAUAGAAGGUCCCAGCAAUUUUACAGCACUUGUUGGUAUGGAUGCCUAUUUUCACUGUACAGUAUCAGAAGGCUGGCAAAUUUUAAUAUGGCUUUUUGAAGGACAGCCUGUACUGUCUGUUACUUAUCCUGGAAAGGUAAUAAUAACAGAUAAGAGCUACAAUCAACAAGGGUACAACAAAAGUACUGAGUUUACCUCAGAGUUGACAAUAUACAAUGUUCAGCUGAAUAAUUCUGGAAGAAUCGAAUGCAGCAUCCAGACAAUGGGUGGCAAUCAGUAUGCAUUUCUUUCUGUUCAAGUUAAUGGGUCUUUGAGUAUCAAAGAUCACAUCUUGAUGGUAAGAGAGAACCAAACAAUUGAAAUAGUUUGUGAAGCUGUUGGAUGGAAUCCUGCUCCACACAUUAUCUGGAUGGUAAAUAAUAUUACAGUAGAUAAUUCAGAUUAUAUAACCAACCAUUGUCAAGGAUCUAAUGGCCUGUACAAUGAAGAGAGCAUCUUGACCCUGACUCCACCGACCAAUUCCAUUGUGAUUUGCUUAGCUUCUAUAUUUGUGCUCUCUAAACCUCAAAGUGCAACUAUAACUCUUGUUGUAUAUCCUCCUCCAAUAGAAUCUGACAUAAAUGAAGAUGAUGGACGCAUCCGGACUAUAAUAUUAGCAGUCGUAUUGUCUGUUGUUGGUUUUCUUCUGCUGAUCAUUAUUAUUUUUCUUAUUGUGUGCUGCUGCAGAAGAAAGAAAGAGUCCAGCUACCAGAAGGAGAUGCGAAAGGUUUCAGUAAAACAGAAUGUCACUGAUCAAAAUUUGGAAACGAUUGACAGUGGAAAUGAAAAUUAUGGAUACAGUCCAGAGGAACAGGAACACACAAAACAAAUACCAAGACAUCAUUCUUUCUCCCCAGUUGACUCAAGUUUUUUUGGUCUGGAACAAGAUUUAGAAGUGGGUUCUGUGUCAGAGGUCCCUUAUGGUGGUAAUUAUGACAGAGUUCUUCCUUCAAGAGCUGCUGCUUACCCAAUCAAUCCAAGAAAAAUCAGAAAUGUGACACUUGUAUAGGAAAGACCUUUCUCAGGUCUUUGAGUACCAUUUCUCUCCAAAGCACUGUUUAUUGCCAUUUAUUUCCUAUGUUGCUGAUGUUUGGGGUAGUCAAAGACUCAACAACUUUACAACAGCUGUGUUUUCCAUUGUUUUACCCCCCCCCCCAAAAAAAUAUGUAAGUAUCAUUCACUGAGGACUACAAAGAUUAUUUAAUUAAAAUCUGGUGCUUGCUACCAUUUGUCCACAGCUCUGAAAAUAAAAACAGUAGAUACUUUUUGAAAUA
Heteronotia binoei (common prickly gecko) is the source of this 1641-nucleotide messenger RNA. It is a transcript of the gene IGSF5, whose product is annotated as immunoglobulin superfamily member 5. NCBI's taxonomy places the organism in Eukaryota, Metazoa, Chordata, Lepidosauria, Squamata, Gekkonidae. Gene Ontology annotation, biological process: cell-cell adhesion. The record is from RefSeq and is a predicted model, not a curated record. The transcript has 9 exons. The coding region runs from base 249 to 1376 and encodes 375 amino acids.